Messenger RNA from Gordionus sp. m RMFG-2023, 780 nucleotides. RefSeq names its product iron-sulfur cluster assembly scaffold protein IscU-like. Gene Ontology annotation, biological process: iron-sulfur cluster assembly; intracellular iron ion homeostasis. Bases 46 to 492 code for a protein of 148 amino acids. Gene Ontology annotation, molecular function: 2 iron, 2 sulfur cluster binding; ferrous iron binding. Gene Ontology annotation, cellular component: cytoplasm; mitochondrial matrix. The record is from RefSeq and is a predicted model, not a curated record. The transcript is spliced from 4 exons. NCBI's taxonomy places the organism in Eukaryota, Metazoa, Nematomorpha, Gordioida, Chordodea, Parachordodidae.
CUCGAAUUUAUUUUCAUUCAUUCAUUACCCAUUUUUUAAUGUAAAAUGCUGAAAAAAAUUUCAAGAUCUUCUUCUUUAAAUAUAAUUAAUACUUCUAGGAUAAUAGCUAAUUUAUAUCAUAAAAAUGUAAUUGAUCAUUAUGAAAAUCCAAGAAAUGUGGGUUCACUUGAUAAAAGUGAAAAAAAUGUUGGGACAGGUUUAGUUGGAGCUCCAGCUUGUGGAGAUGUUAUGAAAUUACAAAUCAAAGUAGAUGAAAAUGGAAAAAUUGUUGAUGCAAAAUUUAAAACAUUUGGGUGUGGAUCAGCUAUAGCAUCAAGCUCUUUAGCCACAGAAUGGAUUAAAGGUAAAUCUGUUAAUGAAGCUGGAACAAUUAAAAAUUCUGAUAUUGCAAAAGAAUUAUGUCUUCCACCUGUGAAACUACAUUGCUCAAUGCUUGCGGAAGAUGCAAUAAGGGCAGCUUUACUGGACUACAAAAAGAAGCAAGAAAAGUGAAAUGUCAUCCAAAUUCAUUAUAUAGUUUUUACAACAUAAUUUAUAAAAUAAUAUAUACUUCAUAUAUAAUGUUAUCAUUUAAAGAUUAUUUUCAUUUUUUAACACAUGUUUCUCUAAAGUUAAAAUUAACUUAUUUACAUUUACAGAUGAAAAGUUUGAACUUUCAGGCACCUUUAUUAUUUAUUGAUAUAAAUAUAACGUAAUAUAAAUUAUUGUAAAUUUACAUUCGAUAUAUUUUUGAAAAUUUUACUGUACUUGAUAGAAUUUUAAAUAAAAUAUUUUUUAUUA